Molecule: messenger RNA, 10028 nt
Organism: Silurus meridionalis
Lineage: Eukaryota; Metazoa; Chordata; Actinopteri; Siluriformes; Siluridae
Gene: stab1
Product: stabilin 1
Exons: 69
Coding region: 220-7887 (2555 amino acids)
Biological process (GO): cell adhesion
Molecular function (GO): calcium ion binding; hyaluronic acid binding
Source: RefSeq, a predicted model, not a curated record
UUUUGAAACAGUGUAUGGUGAGUUAGAGAACCUCUCUUGCUCACCAGGAACAGACUGACACUUAUUCCCCAAAAGCAAGAAGAAUGUUAAAGAACUUGUGGACAUGAAAGAGUGAAACUUCUCUAUCCCGCCUCAUAACUAAUGGUUUACAGGAGGUUUGAGUGGAAUUUUUUCUUAUCUUUGUGGAUUUUGGGAGUGCUGUGAACUCAAAAAGUAGCCAUGCAUUAUCUCUUCACUUUAGGAGUCAUAGUGCUGUGUACUUUACAAACUGAGGCUACCUCGAAUCGUUGUGAUGAGCCACUCACUGUCCGCCACUCAACUAUUUGCACGUCUUGUGCUGCUGCACCUGCUAUUGUCUGCCCAAAGAGCUUUAAGAAGACUUCAACUGAUGAUGAGUGCCGGUAUAGGGUACAAAUCGGCAGUCGCCAGCUGGAGCUGCCUGGCUGCUCUCGUUCCUGUGAGAAAGUCACUCUGAUCAAGCGAUGCUGUCCUGGCUUUUUCGGUUCUCUGUGUUCACCUUGUCCGAAAUUGUCAGGAAAAGUGUGUAAUUGGCAUGGUACCUGCAUGGAUGGUGAAUCCGGGAAUGGCACCUGUGUGUGUGAGGAAGGCUUCUCUGGCUUUGCAUGUCAGAAAUGCUCUAAUGAGAAGGCCUAUGGUGAGCGCUGCAGCUCAGUGUGCGAUUGUGUGCAUGGAACGUGUAAUUCGGGUCCGGAUGGCGACGGGCGGUGUUAUUGUCAACCACCAUAUUCAGGACCUAAGUGUGACCAGGUUACGUCUUCCUGUUCAGAUUGCAGUCCCUACUCGUACUGUAAAGGGGAGGGUCCAAGUGCUAAGUGUGAAUGUCUUUCAUCCUUUUCGAAGGUUGGAAAAGUCUGUGUAGGUAUUUGCACAAAGGAUGUUUGCGACAUGAAUGCAGUUUGUUUGUACAAUGGUAAAGGACAAUUUCAGUGUACAUGCAAAACUGGAUUUGAGGGAGAUGGCAAGUUCUGCACCCCGAUCAACUCUUGUUCAAAUAAUAAUGGAGGCUGUCCAACAAACUCCACUGUUUGUGAAAGCACAGGACCAGGCCAGUCAAUAUGUGUAUGUCAGAAUGGGAUGGAAGGAUCAGACCCUCGCGCUGGUUGUACACUAAAAUCUGCCUGCAAGGCGGACACGUGCCACAUGAGUGCACGAUGUGAAACUGGCCAGGAUGGAAUAGCCAGGUGUGUAUGCAGUUCUAAACAGAUUAGCGAUGGGUGGCGCUGUUAUGGAGAUAUUAUGGAGCGUGUUUUGGAACUGGAUCGGGAAGGCAGCCUGGCAGGAAACCUUAGCGGAAGCAUUGCAUUGUUUGAGAGAGGAUGUAAACUCAUUCUGAGCACACAUGGGCCCUUUACAGCAUUUAUCCCGGUGGAUACAUCACAAAUAUCUGUGGGCCAACUUAACCAAGCAAGAAGAGCAGAAGCCAUCUGCAAGCACCACCUUAUUCUUGGUCAGCGUCUUUACAAAAACUUGGAGGGACAAGAUUUAUGGACAUAUGGAGGGGAAAUUAUGAGAUUCAAAUUAAAUAAGAGGUUUAUUUCAAAAAAUGAUCCUGAUACCCCCUUCAAGAUAAUCAAGAGUGAUAUACCUGCAUCAAAUGGAAUUAUUCAUAUAGUGGACAAAGUGUUUACCUUUGCUACUAAAGGCACUUUGGACAGUGUUGAGUUCUCUUCAAAAACCAUCGGGGACAUUCUUGCAGAAGAUGCCAGAUUCAAUAGAUUUGUAUCACUGAUAGAUAACUGUGGCAUUCCAAUGCCACUCCAAGGUCCUGGGCCACUCACACUGUUUGUCCCAACCAAUAAAGCCGUGGACAGAUCCAGGGAUGGUAGUAUUAUAUACAUGCUAAAGGAUGCUAAGCACAAACUUCAGGAGCUUCUGAAACACCAUAUGUUUUCUCAGGCCGCAGUAACUGUGGACCAGCUGGCUAGCAUGACAGAGAUCCAAACCAUGGCUAACCAGGUCAUAAUAAUCAAUGCCACUGGUGAUGGUAGAGUGUUGCUCACUGAAAAAGGAAUACCUCUUGAAGUGAAGGAUAUUGUUGCAUCCAAUGGAAUCAUUCACGUUAUCGAUGGACUUCUUGUGCCACCGUCCAUCGUUCCGAUCAUGCCACAUCGGUGUGAUGUUAAUGAGACUGCCAUUGUUAUGACUGAAUGUGUUUGGUGCAAUUACAUUUCUGAGGUACAAUGUCCACCUGGAAGCCAAGAAGAGAAUGUCCCUUUUCAAAAUUGUAAUCCCCCUCCUGAUCCACGAUGGAAUCAGUUCGCCAACGUACGAGGAUGUGCGAAAUACUGCCGAGUGAAUCGAAAGAGGGCUGAAUGCUGCAAGGGUUUUUUUGGUUCUGAUUGUAAACCCUGCAUUGGAGGGUUCCAACACCCAUGUUAUGACAAAGGCAUUUGUUCUGAUGGCAUUUAUGGUGAUGGUUCGUGUAAAUGUAACCCAGGCUUUAUGGGAAUUGGAUGCCAUAUCUGCUCUGACCCAAAGAAACAUGGAGAAAACUGUGAUGAAGAUUGCCGAUGUAUUCAUGGCCUGUGUGAUAACAGGCCUGGCAGCCAGGGUGUGUGUCGUAGAAACUCCUGUCUUCUUGGAUACACUGGAGAACUUUGUGAUCUCACCGCCAAGCUUUGUGAUUCAGAUGGUGCUUCAGAACACUGUCAUAUCCAUGCUUACUGUACACGUGAUGGCCUAAUGAACACGUGUGUGUGUAAUCCUGGAUAUGAUGGUGAUGGAUACUCCUGCACUGAAGCCAAUAUGUGCCUCAAACCUGACAGAGGAGGCUGCCAUACAAAUGCUCAGUGUGUGUACGCAGGCCCAGGAAAUGUAUCGUGUGUGUGUAAUGAGGGAUGGAUAGGUGAUGGAGCUGUGUGUGUGGAGAUUAACAACUGUUUAUUAGAAAAUCGUGGUGGUUGUCAUAUCUCUGCUGAUUGUACACCCACUGGACCUGGUCAGAAUCAAUGUGUCUGUAAGAAAGGAUUCAUGGGAGAUGGUAUCAUGUGUGAGUCGGUUAACCCCUGCCAGACAGACAAUGGAGGCUGCCAUGAAAUGGCAGCGUGUUCAUUUAAUGCCACAUCUGGUGUUCGGUGUACUUGUCCAGAAGAUUAUAAAGGAGAUGGCAUUACAUGCUAUGGGAAUAUACUGAUGGAGCUAGAUGGGAAUGCAGAUUUCUCCAGUUUCAACCGCUAUUUGCAAAGACAAUCGGUGAUCAGUGCUGAGGGCAAUGUGACUGCUUUAGUUCCCUCCAAAGAUGCAUUUAGAAAUAUGACUGAAUCAGAGAGGCUGUUUUGGACUGAUAUUUACCGCCUUCCUUAUACCCUGCAAGCUCACUUUUUGGAUGGCAUUUACACUUAUGAUGACUUGAAGAAGCAGGUCAACAAAACAGUCCAGACUAAGUUCAAGACAAAAUGGCAGGUUACAAUUAAAAACAAGGAACUUAUGAUUGAUAAUGCUGCGAUUCUUGUCCCAGAUCUUCAGGCAAUUAAUGGGUUCAUUCACAUCAUCAAUAAAGUUCUGAUACCAGACAUUGCUGAUCUCCCCCCUCCUCCCCCUGAACUGAUGGAGGUCCUCAGUAACACCCCCUCUUUAAGCCUUUUCAGGAAAGCAGUAAUGUUUUACAAUUUAACAGAAAGCAUCACAACAAGGGACUUCACUGUAUUUGUUCCAUCUGACAACGCAAUCAAGGAUUACCUUGAGCAAACAAAUUCUACACAACUGACUGAAAACAUUGUGAAAUAUCAUGUCAUACCAAGAGAGCAGCUUUUCCCUGAACACUUGACUGAUGGGAUGUUAAAAACAACACUCCUUGGAAAGGAAUAUCAAAUAAUGUUUCAUUCAAACAGAGAAAAUAAGACACUCAUUAAUGAUGUUCCACUGGAUGGAAUCUUCACAGAGCUAAGGCAUGGUGCCAUGAUCACCAUCUCCCAGGUUUUAGUGAUUCACAAAAACUACUGCAACAAAGAAGUGUACAUGAGAGCAUUUGGAAGGUGUGGUCCUUGCGACUCGGCUCCCAAAUGCUCGUACGGCGCCAAGCCUGUGAAGGAUGCAUUCCCUUUAAAUAUGAAGUCCAACUGUAAAUAUACUAAAAGAAUAAGACAAAAGAGGAAAUUAGUGGCAGGUUGCAAGAUGGACUGCAUAGAAACUGCAAAGGAUCAUACCUGCUGCCCUGGAUACUUUGGACAUGACUGUUUUAAAUGUCCUGGAACUGUGGACAACUGGUGUUCGAACAAUGGCAAAUGCCUGGAUGGCCUUUUGGGCAGUGGAGAGUGUCUGUGCAAUGAAGGGUUCCAUGGAACAGCGUGUGAAAUGUGUGAGCCUGGAAGAUAUGGCAAAGAUUGCAAAUCAGAAUGCCAUUGCGAUCAUGGAAAAUGUCUGGAUGGCUUCGAUGGUAAUGGCCAGUGUAUUUGCUACAGGGGCUGGAAAGGAGUGACCUGUUCUGUAGAGAUUGUUAAUGAUGCAUGCGGAGGCAUUUGUGAUCAAAAUGCCAACUGUUUUUCUCCAGGUUCAGGAGCAAAUCCAACAUGUAUCUGCGCAGCAGGUUACCAUGGAAACGGAACCUUCUGUCAAGAAACUGAUUUGUGUGCCACCAAUAAUGGUGGCUGUUCACAACAUGCAAACUGCACAAAAGUCUCACCUGGAGAAAGGAGCUGCACAUGUAAGAAAGACUACACUGGCGAUGGAACUGUUUGUCUAGAGAUCGACCCCUGUCUAGUUAAUAAUGGAGGAUGUUCUCAAACAACCGACUGCAUCAAAACUGGACCAAACAUGGCUGCGUGUGUUUGUAAACCAGGCUAUGCUGCAAAACGGAGUUUAUGCAUGCCGAUAAAUCCCUGCCUAAAGGACAAUGGCGGAUGCAGCAUCAAUGCUAUGUGUCUGUACAUUGGCCCGGGUGAGAGAAACUGCACAUGUCGAUAUAACUACAAAGGAAAUGGUAUUCAGUGUAUGGGAACUGUCAGUAGAGAGCUUCUUCACAAUUCAGAUGCUAAUUGGUUUCGGAAAAAUCUUGCUGAAUCAAGAGUCAGGGAUUUGUACAGUAAAGGACCAUUCACCUUAUUUGUACCUCAUGCAGAUUACAUUGGAAACUACUCGAUUGAAAUAUGGGAGAUUAAAAAACGCAGCCCAGAUCUGUUAAGAUACCACUUAGUUGGCUUUGACGAACUCUCUGAAUCAAAACUUAGAUCUCUCACACGUUUGAUUGCUGCUUCUGGGCAUGUGUUGAAUUUCAGCGUACGAGAUGGUGCUGUGUACAUCAACGGCAAUACAAAAAUAAUCUCUAGUGACUAUCAAUGCUCUAAUGGAGUCAUACAUUUCAUAGAUAAAGUCCUCGUCCCAUAUGAACUAAAGAACGAAACUAAAAGUGUUAACAGCUCAUUGAAUGUUAUGAAUGCAGCAGAAGCAUACGGAUAUACCAUGUUUGGCAGUUUGCUACAGAAAGCAAACCUGGUGGAUAUACUGCAGCAUUCAUCAUUUCAACCUUUCACUAUAUUCUGGCCCACUGAUAAAGCAUUCAAUAGUCUGCCACAGGAGCAGAAGAACUGGCUGUACAGUGAAGAUCAUUUUGACAAACUACAGGCUUACAUCAAAUUUCACAUCAUUCGUGAAGAGAAAGCAGUUGCUGUAUCCCUGCCAAGAGAAACAACUCUGAGAACGAUGUAUGGCUCAAAACUAACUUUUAGUUACAGCCAAGACCAAACUGGGGAUAUUUUAAUCAAUGGAAAUGAUGCCAAGAUUGUAGAACGCCAUCUGCAAUUCAUGACAGGAAUCGCACAUGGGAUUGAUAAGGUUCUAGAGCCUCCAAAUAUAGGGGCACACUGUGAUGACUUUUCACCUACAGAGAUUAAAAGUCGCUGUGGAUCUUGUUUGCAUCCACCAAAUUGCCCCUAUAGUAGUGUGGACUCUAACAAAACUAGUAUGUGCAAUAGACCAUGGAACCACUACAGACGGCAUUAUUUUUACGAUGACAUCGAGUUUCCCAGUUACAGAUUGCACUCAUUUGGCUGUCAACGAUUGUGCACUAAAAUGUCAUGGGUUUCAAAGUGUUGCAAGAACCACUAUGGACGAAACUGUCAAGUCUGUCCUGGAGGCUUGGAGGCGCCAUGUGGGAGUCAUGGUGAUUGUGAUGAUGGGCAAUAUGGAACAGGGGAAUGUAAAUGUCACAGUGGUUUUACUGGGACAGCAUGCACAUUGUGCAAAGAGAAGCAUUAUGGCCCCAACUGUACAGCCUGUUCCUGUACUCUUAAUGGGAAGUGCGAGGAUGGCAUAGAUGGUGAUGGUAGUUGUUUCUGCCAGGAAGGCUGGACAGGAGUGAAAUGCGAGUCUAAAAUCGAUGUGAAGCCAGUAUGCUCACCAGAGUGCCAUUCUAAGGCUGUGUGCCUUCCAGAGAAUCAAUGCCAGUGUGAACCUUCAUAUGAAGGAGAUGGCUACAACUGCACAGCUCCAGAUCUGUGUAAUGAAUAUAAUGGAGGCUGCCAUGUCGAGGCUAAUUGCACCCAGUCUGAUAUCAAAGUUACAUGCACUUGUAAAGCCGGCUACUCUGGAGAUGGCUCUAACUGCUCCCCCAUCAACCUCUGUGUUGAGGAAAAUAAUGGUGGCUGCAGUGACUUUGCAAACUGCAUUUUCAUUGGACCUAAUGAACGACGAUGUGAAUGCCUCCAAGGGUAUGUGGGCAAUGGAGUCCAGUGCUUCGAGAAGGUGGUGCCACCUGUCGAUCGCUGUCUGGAGAACAAUGGAGACUGCAAUGCUAAUGCGAUCUGCAAAGACUUGCAUUUUCACUCCAAAACAGCAGGUGUCUUCCACCUGAGAUCACCAGCUGGGAAGUAUAUGAUGAACUACACAACAGCAGAGGCAGCCUGCAAAGCUGAAGGAGCCACACUCGCUACUUUGGCCCAGCUUUCUGAUGCCCAACAGAUGGGAAUGCACUUAUGUGUUGCCGGAUGGUUCGAUGGAAAAAAUGUGGGUUAUCCAAUCCGCUUUCCAUCUGCAAAAUGUGGUGACAAUCAUGUGGGCAUAGUCAAGUACAAGGAUCCUGAAGAAAAAAGUCUUUAUGAUGCUUACUGCUACAGCAUUAGAGAGGUAACAUGUGAAUGUGGGCCUGGAUAUGUUGGCGAUGGAGAAUUCUGUAAUGGCAAUCUUGCCUCAGUCAUCGCUACCCAUUCAAACCUCUCUAUAUUUUACUCUCUGUUAGUAAAGUAUGCAGAGAUUGCUGUGGAGGGGAAAAAGCUCUUGGAUUUCCUGUCAAGCAGUUCAACAAACACAACACUUUUUGUGCCAUACAAUGCAGGAUUUUCUGGCAAUAAGACUUUGUCAUUCAGAGAUAUGGAAUAUCAUGUAUCCUUAAACAACACCCUACAUUAUUUUGACGAUCUGAAACAUAACACAGCAAUCCCAUCUCGGCUGGGUUAUGAUCUUAAAGUUAUAAUAGUAACCAACAAUGAAACACAAACUGAGGAUUCUCUACCAGUAAAAUUGGUAAAUGAACGGAAAAUAUUAGUUUGGGAUAUUGCAGCUACUAACGGACUGAUCCAAAUCAUUGAGGGACCUCUAAAAGCACCUACUCAGGUGCCACCUUCAGCUCCUUCCCACCAAAAGUCCAGCUCAUCUACAAUGACUGCCAUUUUGAUUGUUAUUUUCAUUGGAGGUGUUAUUGCAGGUGUGGCAUUUUGUUUCCAGAAACAUAAGAACAAUGCCUUUCGCUUCCAGUACUUUAAGAACGAUGAUGAAGACGGUACCUCCCCUACGGCCAGUGGCAAUAAUGAUAUUGUGUCCAUCCAGAACCCUCUAUACAGUGGCUACAGGGCAUUUGCUGAGCCAUUUGGGGAAGGAGAACAAUGUGAAUCAUCGGCUUCAGUUGCAGGAAACACACCAACCCUCCAGGAAUAGCACUGUGAAGUUUCAUUCUUUAAAAUCAAUGUUUUAUUCAAAAUUCACUUCUUGCUAUCCUUAAUGUUUCCUCUUCCUCUUCAUUGGUUAAAGCAUCAGUCAGCAAAAACUUUCAGAUUAUAAAUUGCAUUUAUUGCAUAGACUUGCUUAUUAACCAACUUACAUAUAUGGGAGAAUACAAUCCAAAAACAGAGCUGAGUAGUUAAGGGUCCAACAUCGUUUCUCAGUCAGCCAUUUUCCAUUGUCAGUUCUCAGCCAGUUCUUAUUUCUCAUUGGUUUGAAUCCAGAACAAAAAUGCUGCAAAUUCCUAAUCAGUGACACAGCUUAUGGCCUUAUUUUAUUGCCAUAGAAAACAACUUGUGUAACUUAUUUAAAUAAUUGCUAAUAACAUAAAUGGUCAUUUAAAUGUUAGUGACUGUAAUGAAACAACUUAAAUUGCAACAAUUUCACAUUAUAACAAAGUCUUAUCUGCCAAUUUUGUCAACAGUGAUGUCUCUGUGAUGUUGCCAUUGGGAAUGUGGCUCACAUAUACACUGAUCAGGCAUAACAUUAUGACCUGCCUAAUAUUAUGUUGGUUCCCAUUUUUGCUGCCAAAACAGUCCUGACCUUUCGAGCAUUAACAGCAGUAACUUCUUUAGCAGUUUGCGCUACGGUUACCCGUCUGUUGGAUCUGACCACAUGGACCUGCCUUUGCUCCCCAUGUGCAUCAAUGAGCCUCGUCCGCCCAUGACCCUGUCGCUGGUUCACCACUGUUCCUUCCUUGGACCACUUUUAAUAAAAACAGACCACUGCAGACUGAUAACAUCCCACAAGAGCUGCAGUUUUGGAGAUGCUCUAACUCAGUCAUCUAGCCAUUACAAUUGGCUAGACAAAAUUGGCUAGACAAAACUUGUCAAACUUGCUCAAAUCCUUACGCUUGCUCAUUUUUCCUGCUUUUAACACAUCAACUUUAAGAACAAAAUGUUCAUUUAAUAUCCCACCCACAUACAGGUGCCAUGAGGAAGAGAUAAUUACUGGUUUUAACUUCACUGGUCAUAAUGUUAUAAUGUUAUGCCUGCUUGGCAUAUAUGAAUUUUACCUAUGUGUAUAUAUAUAUAUUUGAACAUUUGAACAUUUUUUUUGCAUCAGUCUGCCCAAUUUAAUAUGAACUUUCCCAGUGUCUGCAUUGAUAAUUUGCCAUAAAUACAUUUGAGAUUGUUACCACUGGGAUACCAGUGCCAGGCCCUUUAUUAUUAUAAGAACAAAGAUUCUUUAAUAUAAUAAUGUUUCCCCAGAAUGUGUUGCUAAGGUUAACUUCUGAGCUAAUCCCACUGGUUUGAUAGUGGUGCAGUUUUGGUUGCUCCUGAUUGACAAUGCUAAUGACCACCAUUUGGCCAUGUGUUACUUCAUAACACUGACAGAUUGCUGUCUGGAAAACUUGGCCGAUCCAAAAUGUCACACUCCAGCUGUAAUUUGAGAGAGUUAGCAGAUUAGUUUGCCUGCUCUGUGCAUUCAUUAGCAUGUGUUAGGGAUACGGCUUUGGUCUUGACUUAAAAUAAGAUGUAGACAGAAAUGAAAACAGACUCAGGCAUACUUGGACUGCUGAUGUAAUUUACAGUGACAUGUGACUGUAAUAAAAAUAAUAGCUAAGUUGUUAAAGCUAGCUACAAAUUCACAGGGCUUCCUGUGAACAAUGGUUGGCUUUGAAACCCUUAACUCAUGCCUCAUUUAGAGUUUUUAUGAAUAAAAUGUACAAAUGUUUCCUAAAUGUCUUUUAAGCCAAAACACAUGCUAUAUUACACCUGGUUAUUUCAGAUGUCCCGAUUUUCAACAUUAUAGCGAAACAAAUAAAUCAUAUAAAAAAAUGCAAAUGUAAAAUCACUUAAGUUAUAAUUUAAGAAGAUUUCAAUCGAAUCAGUGAAAACACUUUUUUACUUUUUAAACCUGUUUGAAACAUAUUUGAAAAUAUAAAGCUUCUCAGUGCAUUAUAUCUGAGCUACAUUCCCCUUAUGUUCACUGUUCUGUGUACACCCAAAAAGUUUUAUUAGUGAUCUGGAAAAAUAGCUGCUGUCCAGAAUGAACAUAAAAAGUAAGAUUUCAUUAAUAAAUAAAUAUCUAUAUCUAUGGGGAGAGCAAACAUGAGAAUAAAAAACGAAAAAUGA